Messenger RNA from Caenorhabditis bovis, 762 nucleotides. The record is from the annotation of a GenBank genome assembly. NCBI's taxonomy places the organism in Eukaryota, Metazoa, Nematoda, Chromadorea, Rhabditida, Rhabditidae.
AUGCCGGACAUUCUGACUGAACGCCGUGGAAAUGCACUAUGGGUAAUUCUGAACCGUCCGAAAAAGUAUAAUGCGAUUACUUCAGUGAUGUUUCUUCAAUUGAAGGAAAUUUUCGAAAAAGCCGCUACUGAUGAUGAUGUUUCCUUUGUUGUAUAUACAGGAGGAAAAUGUAAGCUCUUCUCAGCGGGAAGUGAUUUUUCGCCAGCCCAACUUUCUCAUUUCGACGAUUCCAAGUCUCAUGGCUAUAAGCUAUUCAUUGACACACUCAUAAGAUUCGAAAAGCCGGUAAUUGCUUUGGUGAAUGGUCCGGCUCUAGGAAUCAUGGUUACAUCUCUGGCUUUGAUGGAUGCGGUGAUUGCAGCCGACAAUGCUACGUUCUUGUGCCCAUUCUCAGAGCUUGGACUGUGCCCAGAAGCCGCUUCAAGUCUUACGUUUGUGGCUACAAUGGGACAUCAGAAAGCAGCUUCAUUAGCAUUGUUUGCUGAGAAGUUUACUGCUCAGGAAGCAUUCAUUGCUGGUUUGGUCACAAAAAUCAUUCCAGCUGACAAGUUCGAAUCUGAGACAAACAAGAUUAUCGAGCGCUAUUCUAAGCUUUCUUCGGAGUCCAUGAAAGUCGGCAAGCGUCUUCUCAGACCUGAAACAUUGAUGGAGAAGCUUGAAGGCGUGAAUGCUCGUGAAGAAAAACACAUCAAUCGUCGCUUCACGUCGGAGGACGCAAUCGAAAGACUAACAGCUAAAUUCGUUGGAGGAUCAAAACUUUGA